Oreochromis aureus is the source of this 2807-nucleotide messenger RNA. RefSeq names its product golgin A5 (gene golga5). Gene Ontology annotation, biological process: Golgi organization; retrograde transport, vesicle recycling within Golgi. Gene Ontology annotation, cellular component: Golgi membrane; Golgi cisterna. The coding region runs from base 233 to 2479 and encodes 748 amino acids. The transcript has 13 exons. NCBI's taxonomy places the organism in Eukaryota, Metazoa, Chordata, Actinopteri, Cichliformes, Cichlidae. The record is from RefSeq and is a predicted model, not a curated record.
CCGUUAAUUUUCGAUCAGGCUGUUCCCAAGGCGCUCUGUUGUCGGGUCCUUAUUUGCAGCGCUUCCUGGUCCACGUAUUGAGAGGAUCAUCAACAUCCUCCUUGACAGAUGAUGAUAUUUGACUUUGUUUUCCAAGCAGUUUUACUCUUUCACUCUGAUCUGUUUAACCUCGGCGGCAGUCAGGUGACUGGAGACACCCUGAGACUGAUACCUCUUGUCAAACGGUUGCAAAAUGUCUUGGUUUACUGACUUGGCUGGGAAAGCUGAAGACUUCCUGAAUAAAGUGGACCAGGGAGCUGCUACUGCCCUGAGCAAAGGCCAGGAAAAAUCAUCCUCCUUUUCAAUAGCCUAUGGAGAAGAAUCCACUGCUAAAACUGACUACAACUCUGCAGGGUACAAGACCAACCCACCUGUGACACAUCAUACCUAUGCAUCCUCUCAUGAUGCCCAGAGCUACAUCUCUUCUGCAGCUGGCAACAUCAAGAAAUCUAAUGCAACCGUGCUGGCUGGGUCUGCCAACGUGACCAGUACACCCUUGGGUUCUGGUAGCAGCGCUCCCAACACUAGCAAGACUUCAUCUGGGUUUGUGAGACCCAAAAAGAGUGAGCAGAACGUGGACGAUGACAUGCUCUUCGAUUUUCUUAAUAGCUCUGAGCCUCAAGUCAGCAAUCGGAGGGAUUCAAGAAAGGAGCUUGUAAAAGUGGUAGAGGCCCAAAACCCAACAUCUCCUGCUUCCACCACUUCUUAUACCACCCCAUCAGUCCCCUCCACACCCCCGUCCACCCGGGGUGUAUCAAGAGCUUCAAGCAUGAGCUCAUUAUCUGCUCAUAGCAUCAAAACAGAGGAGAACUCUGCUAAAGAGCAAGGCCAAGAUACACCUGAGAGUUCAGACUCAGGCUUGGCUGUCCCUCAGGAGUCCAACAGGCAAGAGCCUCCUCCACCAACAGAAGAACCACAGAACCAGAUCCUGUCCAGCCUGCGUCUAGAGAACCAGUUACUGCGCAGUGAGGUGGCCUCCCUCAAUCAAGAGAUGGCUUCAGUUAUCCAGAGAGCAAAAGACUUACAAGAUGAGCUAAACCAGGCCCGUCUACGUGCAGACAAAUGGAACUCGGAGCAGUCCCAGACUGACCGAACGUUACGAGAACUUCGGUCACAAGUCGAUGACCUAACAGAAGCUCUCUCAGCCAAAGACGGUCAACUUGCAGUCCUAAAAAUCAGACUCGAUGAAGCCGAUCAGCUUCUAAAAUCCCGCAGUGCUGCAUUAGAGGAGGCACAGAAGGAAAAGUCAAAAAUUAUGCAAGACCACACAGAAGGGAACAGCAUGCAGUCCCAAGCUCUGGAAACCUUACAGGAGAGGCUGCGAGAGGCUGAACUGGCGCUCAGAAGAGAACAGGACAACUACCGGCAGAUGCAGACUGAAUAUGCUGGCCGGCUCUCUAAAUUGGAGGCUGAGAGGCAAACCCUUGCAGAAACAGUGACUGCAGCUGAGCGGCGAGCAGCAGAGGAGAAGUUCAAGAUCGACGACUUCCAACACCAACUAAAAAGUGCCAAAGCUGCAGCUGAGUCUGCCAAGCAAGAGUUACAAGACUAUAAACAAAAAGCUUCACGCAUCCUACAAUCCAAAGAGAAGUUGAUCAGCAGUCUGAAGGAGGGAUCCGGUCUAGACGCACUGGACGGCAGUGGGACCAUGGCUCUGGAGCUUGAGGAGCUGCGUCAUGAAAAGGACCUGCAGAGGGAGGAGAUCCAAAAACUGCAGGGGCAAGUUCUCACUCUGAGGACUGAAAUACAGGAUUUGGAGAAUCAGGCGCUGGCAGAGGCAGAGACGUGGAGGGAGCAGCAGGCGCAGUUACAGGAGCAGCAGGCCUUACAGAACAGAGCUAAGCAGGAGGUGGAGGCUGAGGUGGAGCGCUACAAACAGGAGCUGCAGUACCUUGAGGAAGAGCACCAUCGAGCCAAAACGACUCUGCAGAGUCGAAUCAAAGACAGAGAAGAUGAAAUCCAAAAACUCAGGAACCAGUUGACCAACAAGACACUCAGUAGCAGCCAAACAGAGCUGGAGAACCGGCUCCACCAGCUGACGGAGACACUGAUCCAGAAGCAGACAAUGCUGGAAGCUCUUGGCACAGAAAAAAACUCCCUCGUCUUUCAGCUGGAGCGCCUGGAGCAGCAGCUGAAGAAUACUCAGGGAGGACAAAGUGGAGGGCCGGCAAUCAACAUGAGCGGUUUAGAGGGAGCAGGGGCAAGACAAAGAAACACACCUGUGCUCUUCAGUGACCAGGACAGUCCAGGAGUGUAUGGAAAAGUACGUAAGGCAGCCAGCACAAUUGACCGCUUCAGCAUAAGACUGGGAAUCUUUCUGAGGCGCUACCCAAUGGCCAGAGUUUUUGUCAUCCUGUACAUGGCGGUACUGCACCUGUGGGUCAUGAUUGUUCUUCUGACCUACACACCAGAAAUGCAUGGUCGUCCUGAUGGAAGAUAGAAGGCCUGAGUUUUAUGGUUGGGUAUUAAAAGAUGUUUUCAUUGGCCUUUAAUGUAAGGAAGCUGCUGGAAUAUGGGCUCUGGGACCUCUCCCUGUUUUGCACAAAUAUGCUAUGAAUUAAAAGACAUUUCCUCCAAUUUCUUCUAUAUUGUUUCCAACUGAAGAUGGGUAGCAUUGAGUUUUAAAGUAAUUACAGAGUGAUAUUGUGUUGGUGGUGUCCUAAACGGACAUGAAUCAAAAAUUGUGUUGGUUUCAGACUUCUGAGAGAUUGUAUUUAACACUAUGUACAAAAAAUACUCUUUUAAUAAAUGAAUUAGAAGGAAAAACA